This is a messenger RNA of Rubroshorea leprosula, 1959 nucleotides long. The record is from the annotation of a GenBank genome assembly. NCBI's taxonomy places the organism in Eukaryota, Viridiplantae, Streptophyta, Magnoliopsida, Malvales, Dipterocarpaceae.
AAAAUUGGGCAAAAACCCAUGUUAAGCCCCUCAACUUUUUUGACAGCUAGUGAUAAUCCCCUGAACUAAAAGAGUGGCAGAUAAGCCCUCAAACCCCACGUAAGGAGCAAAUUAGCCCCUUCACUAACUGAGCUCUGUCACGCCGUUAGUAUAAUGGCUUGCGUGGCAUAGGACAUCCAACUGGCUCCAGCGUGGCUCCAACCUCUUCUUCAUUUUCCUCUCUCCUCUCUCUGUUCGUUUCUGAACCAGCGUUGAAGAUGAUGCACAUGACCUUGUAUUGGGGCAAACAAGUCACCUUCCUCUUUGACUCAUGGGGUACCAAUUCCUGGCUCAGUUAUUUCCUCACCUUACUCGCCUGCUUCCUCUUCGCCUCCUUCUACCAAUACAUGGAAGAUCGCCGAAUUCGCUUCAAAUCCCUCACCUCCACCAACCCCAUCUCCGCCGCCACCACUCUUCUCCCCAAAACCCAUUAUAACAUACAGAAUGAGUCAACUCUUAGCCUUCUCUCCCAGGAACAAGCUAUCAGAACCGACAAGGGGAAAGUUCUCUGUACCGGCGAGGGGAGUGGUCUCCGUACCGGCGAGGGGAGUUCCCGGUCUUUUUCCCAACAGAUCUCCAUUAUUACCCAAACAGGCAAAAGGAUCGGCCUUGAAGUUGAAGCUUCGGAUACGAUUGGCCUUGUUAAGACGAAGAUUCAAGAAAACGAAAACAUUACUCCGAAUCAACAGCGGCUGAUCUACAACGGACAACAGCUUGAAGACAGCCGCACUCUUGAGGAUUACAAAAUUGACGAAGAUUCAAUUGUUCACCUGAUCUCCUCCCAGCACUCCCAAAUUACCGGUUCUGUUCAGAUCCACAUUAAAACCCUAACCGGUAAGAAUAUAAGUCUCAACCUCGAGCCAUCCGAUACAAUUAACGAUGUUAAGGGGAUGAUUCACGCGAGAGAGAGCAUACCUGUUGAUCAGCAGGAUAUUUGGAUGGGUAGAAAGGUGCUUGAGAACGACCGCACUCUUGCGGAUUAUAAUAUUGGGAAUAAUUGCAGGCUUUACCUUUUUUCCCGCAUGCGCUUCCGUUUUCUUGGUGGUAUGCAGAUCUCUGUCAUACCCUUGAACGGGACAAGGUUCUCGCUGGAGAUCGACAGCUCCGACACUACAGUCGACGAUGUGAAGGCGAUGAUUCAGGAAAAGGAGGGCAUCCCUCAGGACCAGCAGCGGCUCAUAUUUCUGGGGAAAGAACUUGUGGACGGCAGCAGGACUCUAGCAGAUUAUGAUAUCCAUCAGGGGGCCACCCUCUUCCUGACGCACCGUCUUCGUGGCGGUUAUAGCCCGAUAUUUAAGAUUGUCGUCAUCAAUAAGGCGACUGGGAAGACUAUCUCACUGGAGGUCGAGAGCUCCGACAAAAUUGACAAUGUGAAGGCGGAGAUUCAGAAAAAGGAGAGCAUCCCUCCUCACCAGCAGCUGCUCUUCUUCGCCGGAAAACAACUUGAGGACGGGCAGACUCUUGCAGAUUACAAUAUCCAUGAGGAGGCCACCCUCCACCUGGCCUCUACAUGCUGAUCAUCUUUAUCAAGGUUAGCGGGUGAAGAGAUCAACAAUUUUGGGAGACUAAGAGUUUCCUAUGGUUUCUAGCAGUGAACAAGCUAUUCAGGCUUGUUGAGGUAACUUGUAUCUACCCAAAGCUAAAUCCUAGCGAAGUGUUUUGUAAAACAACUUCGCAUUAUUAGAAUAUGUUUUGUUUACCAAAUGGAGCAUCAAGCAAACUUAAGAGCUGAUUCUUAAUCUAGUUUAUUAUCAUAGAGUUUGCUGUAUAAAAAGUGUAUACACGGACUGCCUGAGGACUUGUGAAAAUAUUUAACAUAUGUGUUUUCAAAUUGGAAUCUAAGCUCCUUAGUUUGCUACAGCGGUGAUUAUCUGUUCUUUAAAUCUUUAGUUAUCUGAUUAUUAAAAGUUAAAUUGUUUU